This is a messenger RNA of Racocetra fulgida, 921 nucleotides long. The record is from the annotation of a GenBank genome assembly. Lineage: Eukaryota; Fungi; Glomeromycota; Glomeromycetes; Diversisporales; Gigasporaceae.
AUGAGUUCUUCAUUUACAUUAGCUCGAUCAUUGCCUCACGCGUUCCAGCAAUUUAGACAUACGAAAGUUACUUUAAGACAUUUUUCGAUAUUAUCUAAUUCAGGACCUAAAAUUCGAAAUGCAAAAAUUCAAACGCUUGAUUUUUGUGGUGUUAAAGAAAAAGUAUAUGAAAGUUCAGAUUGGCCAAAAGAAAAAUAUCAAAAUUUGUUUAAAAAUGAUACUAUUGCCAUGAUUGGAUAUGGAUCACAAGGAAGUGCGCAAAGUUUAAAUGCAAGAGAUAAUGGAUUAAACGUAAUUGUUGGUGUAAGAGAAGGAGGGAAAAGUUGGAAUGAGGCUAUAAAAGAUGAUCUUUUUUCAAUUAAUGAUGCACUCGCAAAAGGAACAAUUAUCAAUAAUCUCCUUUCUGAUGCGGCUCAAAAAGAGCUUUGGCCCCAAUUCAUCACACAUUUAAAAAAAGGAAAGACAUUGUGUUUUUGCCAUGGGUUUUCGAUAAUUUAUAAGGAGUAUACAAAUGUCAUUCCACCAACAGAUAUCGAUGUAGUCAUGAUAGCGCCAAAAGGUUCUGGCAAAACACUUCGUUCACUUUUCCUUGAUGGACGUGGCAUGAAUUCAUCUGUCGCUAUAUUUCAAGAUGUAACUGGAGAAGCUAUGGACAAAGCGGUAGCUUUUGGAGUAGCUAUUGGAUCUGCGUACUUAUAUGAAACAACAUUCCAAAGAGAAGUUUUUGCUGACCUAGUUGGAGAACGAGGAGUACUUUUGGGUGCAAUUCAAGUUGCUGAUGGAUCUGAAACGCGUCGAGUGUUAGAAAAGAAUUCAUCGCCUACAUAUGCAGAAGAUUUGGAAGAAGAAUUAAAAGAGAUUAGCGAAAUUUGGCGAACUGGUAAGAUUGUUCGGAAACUUCGCCCCGAAAAUAAAAAGUAA